AUCCUUCCAAUUGAAGCUGUUCCAACAUGGCACACCAUAGAUCACACAGACCCUUCAAUAGAACAAGACACAAUGCUCACAGUCCACCCACUUAAAGACGCUCCAUUCGGUGCCACUAUCGAAUUGCCAAAGGACAUAACUGAUCCUUCUGAGCUCAACGAUGAGGACUUCAAGAAGCUUCACGAUGCGCUUCAUGAAUACUCAGUUCUUGUUAUUCCAAACCAGAAAGAUUUGGCGCCUCGUUCGCAAUGGCUACUCACGGCCCGUUUGGACCCAACCACUGAUAUCAACGGCAAGUCGUAUGGUCACGGCAAGGAGUUUAGACAUGCCAAGUCUGUGUUGGCUAAAGAUGGUACUUCCAUUCCAGGUCAGCCACAAGUACAAGUGUUGGGCCAAGGCAAAUGGGAAGCCGGUCAUCACGGAUUAGGAGAGAUUGAGUUGACACACCCAACACACUUCACUUUCCAUAAGUCAUUGCUUAGCAAUGAAGAGGUUGCCGAAGGGCAGACCAGAUACUACAGAUGGCACAUCGAUUCUGCUCUUUACGGGUUGUCUCCGCCUGUUGCCACGACGCUCUUGGGAAUCCACGUCCCACCUCAUGAGAGAACCUUGAAAGUGGUUUAUGAGGACACCAAGGAGGAGAAGGAGGUGACGCAAGGUGCCACGGCUUUUGUCAGUGGUAAGAUGGCCUUUGACCAGUUGAGUGAGGAGGACAAGGAGCUUGCACUGAACACCACCGUCGUCUAUGCGCCACACCCAUACAUCUUCAUCUCCCCAGCAAAAGCCACCAGCGACGGAUUGACCAUGGUGUCCGAGGGCAAGGAGAUGGCCCUCGAUGAGCUCCCUGAGUGGGAGGAGUCCAAGGUUAAGCGACUACCAUUGGUUUGGACCAACCCUGUUACCGGCAACCACCACCUUCAAGUGCACGGCUGUUGUAUCUGGGCGUUGGAGAGAUCCAACGGCGAGGUUGUCCCCUUGGAGAAGGCCAGGGAGGAGGUCUACAGACUCAUGAGACCGGCAAUCGCCCCAGAGAACGUCUACGCGCACAGCUGGGACGAGGGCGACUUGGUGAUCUUCCACAACAGAGGUGUCUGGCACGCAGUGACAGGACAGUUCGCCGAGGGCGAGAGAAGAUUGAUGCACCAGUGCAACAUUGCUAGCGGAGCAGACCCUGUGUGUGUGCGCGAGCCUAGCGUUGAAGUGAAGCACAACUGAUGUCUGCCGCCGCCUCUGCCGCCUCUGCCGCCCCUUCCUCC
This is a messenger RNA of Williopsis jadinii, 1256 nucleotides long. Its product is annotated as TauD/TfdA dioxygenase family protein. The transcript has a single exon. The record is from RefSeq and is a predicted model, not a curated record. NCBI's taxonomy places the organism in Eukaryota, Fungi, Ascomycota, Saccharomycetes, Phaffomycetales, Wickerhamomycetaceae. Bases 73 to 1215 code for a protein of 380 amino acids. Gene Ontology annotation, molecular function: oxidoreductase activity.